AUGGUUCAAGGACCUUGGGGUUGUAACCAGAUGCUUCGAAACCACGUUGGUGGCAACUACGCGAUCCCGGGUCAGUGGGGCAGCGCGCCGUUCAUGUCUGGUGGGUGGGGAGGCCCAGCGAUCACUUCUGGACCCAUGUCUGGUGCUAUGAUUCCCAUGAAUCAGGGCUUUACCUAUGACCACCGCCUCACUGGCCCUUAUGGCCCUCAAAGCAUGAUGUCGCAUGCUCCGAUGAUCACGAACGGACCGAUGAUGGGCUCCUCAGGGAUGGUUAUGCAUGAACCGAUGAUGUACGACAACGGAUUUGGUGCCUACGACGAUGGCUAUGCCAGCGACUACAAUGGAUACUGCGAUGGCAGGCGAAAGAGAAGGAGGCACAAGAGCCAUUACAAGUACAAGUAUACAGACAAGCCCGCGACCAAUUGUACAGUUAUGUAG
Molecule: messenger RNA, 438 nt
Organism: Alternaria incomplexa
Lineage: Eukaryota; Fungi; Ascomycota; Dothideomycetes; Pleosporales; Pleosporaceae
Exons: 1
Coding region: 1-438 (145 amino acids)
Source: RefSeq, a predicted model, not a curated record